UUUAUCGACUUGUCGAUAUAUGAUAUCGUUAUGUCAAGUUAUGAAUACAUGUUCGGUUUUACUAUUCCCUUGCCUGGAUGUUUGCCAACAUAUACGUUCGUAAUUUUCAUAUUGAUAAAGCUUGGACAAAGGUUCAAUAUUUAAGUUAGGUGGGAUAAUAAACAAUACUAGAACAAUGGAGCUGUCUGUAAUUCAAAAUCCGGACCUUGUGGUAGCCAUAGACGUUGGUUCAACAUAUUCCGGAUAUGCCUGGCAGUGGAGGACUAAUUUCUUAUCGAACAAACAGAAUGUUGAAUUCAAUACGAACUGGGGCUCUGGGACACCGCAAAUACAUAAAACCAACACAGCAAUACUGUUCAAAGCUGAUAGAAAUGCGCAAUAUGGACUUGAGACCGUCGCAUUUGGAUACAAAGCUGAGCAACGCUAUGCACGGAUUUGCUCCGACGAAGGCACAGACAAAAAAGAGACGUAUCAUAUGUUCAAAGAAUUUAAAAUAGUCUUGUAUAGACAAACCGAGACAGAAGGAGGUCCUCAACCGAUAGCCGAAGACAGCAAGGGAAUGUGUUUUCCCUUCUCCGAUGUUAUGGCUCUGUUCAUUAAAGCCAUGAUAAAUGAUUUGUUCACAAAAAAAACUUCAACAAAAGGGGCGAAACAGAUUUUAUGGGUUCUGACAGUACCUGCAAUAUGGUCCGAGAAAGCUAAGAAGAUAAUGCAAAAUGCUGCUGUGCAGGCCGGCAUCGAUAGAAAACAUCUGUUAUUGGCAUCAGAACCUGAGGCUGCGGCCAUCUACUGCUUAAAUCUUCCAGCGGAGCAACAGGUUGCCUUGAAUAAUAUAGGAACGCCUGGGCAUUGUUUCCUCACGGUUGACUUAGGCGGUGGAACAGCUGAUUUGUCAGCCGUGCAAGUCGAACAGGAUGGUCGUCUCAAAGAAUUGUGUGGCGAGAGGGGUGAUCUGGUUGGGGGACAAAGUGUAAAUAAUGCUUUCUUCCAAGCCUGUAACGAUAAUUUUAAAGGUACGGAAUGGUCUAGGAAGUUUUCCGAAGCGACUCCUUUGGAAGUGAUGAACAUGGAACACGAGUUCGAGAAAUGCAAAAUCGCGAUUGGAUCUGAAGAAAUAGAUGAAACUAUACAACUGCCACUUCCAUGCUCCGUUCGCGAAAGCUUUAGAGACGGAAGGAUUCAAUUGGCGAAUCAACAAACACAAAUUUUCAAUAACCAGACAGGAAGACCUGAAAUUUGAGACGUCAUUUGUAAGGGAUAAUUUAUUUGAUCAAGCAUGCAGACUUAUCAAUAAAGUUAUCGAAAAUGUAUUAGAUAAACAGAACAACAUUCAGACUGUUGUCCUUGUCGGUGGAUUUGCAGAAUCAUCAAUUGUCCAAGAAAAGCUCAAACUGAUGCUUCAGCAAAAAUAUCCAACAGUGCAAGUUGUUGUCCCAACUUCACCUUUUCGCGCAGUGUUAAUGGGUGCCGUGCUGUUUGGCCAUGACAGGUUAAUCUACAAAAGCAGAAUAAGCAGAGCCACUUACGGAGUAAGGACAAAUGUUUUAUUUGAUGAUAAAAAGCACGACCAAACUAAAAAAUGGCUUAACAACGAAGAUGGAAAGUACUACUGCAAUGACGUAUUUGACUUACAUGUAAAGAAAGGCCAGUCUGUUGUUUUAAAUGAGCUUACCAUUGGAAAAACAUAUCUUCCCAUGUACAAACAUCAAAAACAAUUAACACUUCAAUUGUUCAAGUCUGUGAGUGAUGGGCACGAAGACGGAACAGUGAUGGUUGUAAGAAAGUUGUAAGAAAGUUGGUGAAAUAUCCGUUGAUCUUUCUGACACUGAUACGACAAAUCCUAAACGCGAAGCUUGUGUGAGAAUGAUAUAUGGCGGCACCCAGUUGUCCGUUAUUGCAACCGAACCGGUUACGGGGAAAGAGUACAACGCAGACAUCAGCUUUAAUGUGUGAUUCGUUAACUUGUUGCUUCACAUGCUUCAUGAUUUUAGUAUUGACACUGAUGUUUUGUAUAUGAACCAUUAAACGCCAUUUUUUUCUCAAAGGGUUAAUGCAACUCGUACUUAAAUGAGUAAGAAUGUUAUUUUUAUGAUAUCCGUCAUGUUGUUUGUUAUAGUUGAAACAUAUUUUGUGUGUGUAGUAUGUUCGAAUCUAUAAUGUAUAUUGUACAACAUAAGUUUCAAAAAUAUAAAGUGUAAUGUAAAAAAUGUUCAGUGAUGUUCUUUGCUGCUUUUUCAUAGUUUUAGUAGUACAAAUAAUUGAUGAUUUGCUUAUUGUAAACGUAUACAGGUAUCACAUAAAUACAUUCAACAAUAUUUUAAGUCAUUUUGUAUUCGAUUGUUAAAGCAUUGCAUGUAUUCAAAUUUUGCUUAUGAUUACUUUGACCCACAUAACACUAUACUUGAUUGCAUAUUAAUCAUCACAGACAAUGAUGCGUCUUGUAUUAUUGGUAGGUUUUACA
Dreissena polymorpha is the source of this 2461-nucleotide messenger RNA. Its product is annotated as heat shock 70 kDa protein 12B-like. Gene Ontology annotation, molecular function: ATP-dependent protein folding chaperone; ATP binding. NCBI's taxonomy places the organism in Eukaryota, Metazoa, Mollusca, Bivalvia, Myida, Dreissenidae. The transcript is spliced from 7 exons. The coding region runs from base 176 to 1240 and encodes 354 amino acids. The record is from RefSeq and is a predicted model, not a curated record.